This is a messenger RNA of Histoplasma mississippiense, 1995 nucleotides long. RefSeq lists its product with no specific name. Gene Ontology annotation, molecular function: DNA binding; zinc ion binding. NCBI's taxonomy places the organism in Eukaryota, Fungi, Ascomycota, Eurotiomycetes, Onygenales, Ajellomycetaceae. Gene Ontology annotation, biological process: DNA-templated transcription. The transcript has 7 exons. Bases 1 to 1995 code for a protein of 664 amino acids. The record is from RefSeq and is a predicted model, not a curated record.
AUGGCUCACUCUGGGCAACCUUCGAAUGCUGUUGGUCACCAGAAUGUCAGUAUUUUUACGCCGGAGCACAUCUGCAAGCAAAAUUCCAAGUUAGGAGCAAAAGUCAAGGCCAGAAUAGAAUGGUCAAAGCGAACCUUCACCAUUCGACUCUUCGAGGCCUUCGACAAAAGCGCCAAUCCCAGAAAGAAAGAUAAAAAAAAACAAAUGUUAUUGAUUCCUGUCUGUGGCAAUUGCUCCGAGGCAGAAGCAGAGUGCCGGUACCAGGAGCUUCCGAUUCAGUCUCUAGAAUCUCCAGCGAUCCCCUCAGCAAUAUCAAGAAGGCUUGACAGUAUAGAAUCACUCCUCAAGUCCCAUUCAGAAGCAAUUGCUGCGAUUUCUCAGCAGCAGCAGGUUUUGGACGCUCUAUGCUCCCCCCAUGAGAUCCUAGAUGCGCAGGCAGUGCCAACAGAUGCAAUAAUUAUCGAACCGCCAAUCCCCGAUCCAUCUCGCGUCGACAGGCUCAAUUUGACAUCUCCACUUAGCAAUACACACUCUUCUCCAUCGUCGAUUGCGGGUAUCAGUCCUGAAUUUAAUACUGCUCAGGUUGAUGGAAGUGGCAACUUAUUUGCCCCCUUCACAGGCCCGCCCAAACACCAGACGUCACCAGUAAAUAGUCUACUUAAAUUACCAGUCAUCAGGUCCCUAGUGGGAGAACUCCCCGAAGAUCAUUUCUUUUCAAUCGAGUCUCGACACGUUCCUCCGGCGCCUGGCACCUGGAUAUUCUCCCAGGCGGAGCUUCCAGCUAUCGAGCAAGAGGUCACAGACCGGUUGGUAGAGACUUUCUUCUCCGACAUCCAUCCGUGCCAUCCAAUUCUAGACCGUGAUGCAUUUUUCGCAAUGUAUGAAAAUGUCAUGUCGGACGGGCUGGGGUUGGGUUUGCAGUCGGCAUUUUGUCUUGUCGUUUUUGCGCUGGGGGCUGUGGCAUCAGAGGCCGCAGCGGUUGAUCCGCAAGAGCAAUACUGGGAGCCGGCCCUGAAAUACCUCCAACCCGCUUUAAAAAUUCUUAUGGCUGAGUCUGCCUUUUCAUUUGGGACCGACUUGCGGUUCGUUCAGGCGUUGAUAUUCGGCGGGAUUUGUUUUGCAUACAUGGCAAAGCCGUUGCAUAGCUGGAAGCUCAUUCACAUGGCUUCUACGGAUGUGCAGCUGCUGCUGUCGAGGAGUGAAAGUGCCGCCAUUGGUGAAUCGUACAAGGAGCGGAUACUAGAGGCAUGCUGGAGUUGUUUUCUUCUAGAAUGUGAUUAUCUUACCGAGCUUAAGCUUCCACCAAGUGGAAUCGAAACGCUGGUCGAUGACAUGGCACUUCCUAAAGCUGGCAAUCCCAGCGAUCGAGAGGGGCUAAGUUAUCUGGCAGAGAUAUCCAUGAGAAGCCUCCUGAACCGAGUGCUGAGUUCUCUCCCCAACGAGUUCGAAAGCGGCCAGUUAAGUGAGGAGUCUGAAGUAACCGGGGCUAUCACGGUCGCGUCAGAGCUUGAUCAGCAGCUCUUACUGUGGUACGAUUCCGUCCCGGAAAUGAUCAAACCAACGCUGGGUGUGGGGCCGACUGCCGACGGCCGCGAGAGGACUCUGAGGAUCCGCUACUACCAAGCAAGAUACAUCAUCCAUCGCCAAUUCGUGGUGUAUUGCGCUUCACUGCCGGAAGACAGAGAACCAUCCCCGAAAGUCCUGGAGGAGGCGCAGGUGUGUAUCGAGAGUUGCAGGCUCUAUUUGCAGAAUACUGGCGAGAUUUUGAAAAAGCCGUCACAGUAUACCUGGACACUGGCACAGUCGUCACUUGACGCCGCCCUGGUCUUGACUACUGCCUCACUUUCACGGCAUUUAAAAAAUCUAGUUCCAGAUAUCCUUCCGCUGCAGCAGUUGCUCAUUGAUAACAUUGCAAGAUGGGCGGCGCCGGAAUCUAGCUUUGAGUCCAUCUUAUGCAUUCUUGGUGAUAUAGUCGGGAAGCAGCAGUUCCAUUGA